AUGGCGGUGGAGGUGCUGCGCCCGGCAGAGACCGUGGCGAUGUUCGUGCAGGAGACGGGGCCUGAGGAUCGAGAGGUGGCGGAUUUAGAUGGAGCGGCCGUAUUGAAAGAAGAAGAGCCGCCACUGGGCAAGCUUUUUACCGUCUUGCGUCAGCCCGAUGCGAGGUCACAGAGCUUGAUGGAUCAAAUUAUCGCCAAGAUGCUCUCGCUUGGAGCUCAUCCCAAUGACACCGACAGUCUGAGUGGCAACACUAUGCUGCACUAUGCCUGCAAGGCGGCAGGUCAGAGCCAGCAAGUCGAAGAGGCUGCGCUCCGCGCUAUUGAACAACUUCUCGAACAGGGCGCUGCUGUCAAUAUUCGCAACGCCCUGACAGACAUGACACCGCUGCACACGGCAGCUUUUUUCGCAUCUGCCGCUGCCAUCAGCCUCCUGUGUGAAAGCGGGCGGCGCAUCGACCUGGAGGUCAAAUGCAGCGAGUUUGAAGACUGCACGGCUCUGCAUUUGGCCGUUUUGGUAGGCUCCUUUGCGACAGUGGAGGCUCUGUUGAUCGCUGGCGCCGACAAAGCCACGCGCGACGGAGAACGUCGCACCCCCAUUCAGCUGGCCCGCAUCAUGGCCACCUCAAGCCCGGAUCCUCUCGCGAGCCGUCUGACCACGGGCCGCUACGAGGAGGUGCAAGCGGAGCUGGACCAGGCCAGUGUUGAGGUCGGGGAUCGCGUGCGCGUGACCACCAACGAUGCUACGGGCUUGGUUCGCUUUGUUGGACCAGUGCAUUUUCGAGCCAACGUCGAGCUGGUGGGGGUGCAGCUGGAUGCCCCCGUGGGCAAACACAAUGGUACAGUGCACGGGCAAGAGUAUUUUCGAUGCAAGCCAAAUCACGGUGUGUUGGUGGCACCUGACAAGGUGGUCAUCUUGAGCAAGGCCCUGGCCAACAUUGCACAAACACCACGCAAGGCCUCGGCGACUCAGGUUGACUUUGGCACAAAGACCUCAAUCCAAGCUUCACAGCCAAGUCUGGCAGAGACCACGACGAACCGCACGCUUACUCGACCUGCCAAGCGUGACACUGAGCGCAAGGCUCCCGAGCCUGAGCCCCGUCCCGUGUACGAACAUGAAAAGCUGGUAAAGGGGGAUCGUGUUUUGGUGCGAGGCAAGCAUCUUGCAGAAGUUGGCUACAUCGGCCCACUAGAGAGAGAGAGAGAGAGAGAGAUGGCAGAGCUGUCGGCGGCGUCGUUGUUGCCACCGGCGGCGGCGGUAGCGGUAGCGGUGGUGGGAGAGGCCUCAGGAGAAAUGACGGGAUUAUCAGCAGCGGAGACCUCGGGGGCAAGUGCGCGAGCAUAUGGUGCCUCGGCCGGGGCACCCUUGGCGGUGAUGGGUCCGGAACGAGGGGUGGUCGACUCGGAUCUGACCAGCGAGAAUGAAGACCAGGAACAAGACCAGGACCGGGAUUUGGAGCAGGAACGGGAGCAUGGGAAGGCUUCGCCGCCUGCCAAACGGCCCUACCUUCGCAAACCUGUGGAUGAGGAGGUGUAUCAGUACGUGAGCAACGCUGUUCGUCAACAUCGGCUGGCGCUCUCGCGCUCGCUCUCGCUGGCAGAAAAGUGGGAUGUGGUGGCUACGCACGCGCACAACCUUCACGAGGCCUAUCAACACCAACGGCCGUCCAAGGCGUCAAGCGCCGAGACGAAAAAGCUGAGUGCCGUGCAACAGACGGCGCGCAUGCUGCGACGCUCGCCCAAGUUGUGCGCCAGCGUUUGGAGCGAGUUUGUGAAAACGGGCACUGUGACGGCGGCCGACGAAUCGGGGCCGCGUGGUAAAAAAAGAACGCGGUUCAGGCGGACCAAGGCACUGAAAAUGCUUUUGCGCAACUGGUUAUACGAGCAACAGUUGAAUCGGCAACGGGUGGUAGCCAAGGAUGUCCUGCAGUUUCUGGUCGAUCACGGUGUCCUGCCUGCCGUGGACCUGGCGCACAGCCGGAGCCGAGAGAGCGCUUUGCGCAGCGUGCAGCGGUACAUUGCCUGGGUAGGCUUUAAACGGGCUCGUUUGGCUGGGCAGCCAAUGCUACUGGAGCCGCAGCACGUGUUGGUGCAGCGGGAUACUUUUGUGCGCCGGAUGCUGGCCACGCGACUGACCCGGCGGAUCGUGUACCUGGAUGAGGGGUGUCUGCACCAUCACUACCAGCGCCCCUCAUCGGACGGCUCCGAGGUAGACCGACACCGCGGUCGCUUUUACAGUUUUAUUGGAGCCAUUGUGUCGGCGGAUCCAACCGCCCUGGCAGCUGCCGCCGCCUCGGCGGACGCUAGCGCGCUGCUCGAGGCACAGCGGCCGGGCCUGUUGUUUGAAACGGUCGAGGUCUUUGACGCGGCUAAAAAGGCCGAAGGCCGGUAUCAGUCCAAGGACUACCGCGAGUCCUUUGAUAACGCAUACAUGCAAGAAUGGAUGGCCAAGUGUCUGGGCGUCUUGGCGGAGCGCAACAUUCACAACGCCGUGAUAGUGAUGGAUCAAGCGCGCCAUCACACCUUUUUGCCGGCAUCUGCGCCGCAGCCCGAAUGGUCAACGGCCCGGUUGCGCGCCUGCUGUGCCGAGCACGGCAUUGCAACCGAUCUUGGAGACACGCAUCUCAUGCUCUGGCAACGGCUGCAGGCCGUAGUGGGGCAACCCAAACCGCAGCUGGUGGCCAUGGCCGAGGCCGCUGGACACGAAGUUUUAUUCUUGCCUCCACACUACUCGGACCUACAGCCGCUGGGCAUGAUCUGGUCUUUUAUCAAGGAUCAGGUGGCUCAGCGAUACACGCCCACAACCACCUUUGACGAGGUAUUGCUCCGCUUUUACGAGGCCCUGGGGAUGGUGACGGCGGAUCUGGUAGGAGCCAGCCUGGCCCGGGUCAGCGCCAACCUGGACCUUUUGAACGAUUACAUGGAGCGCCUGGAGCGUCUGCACGACAGCGUUGCGUCUACCCCAGCCGGAACGCUCGUCGCAGAUUAUGACAGUCCCGCCGAGAGCGACGAAUCGGAUGAUGAGUUUGUCCAAAUUGAGAGAUGCUUCCGAUUGUGUGGGGAAAGAAAGAAAUCGGGCAAGGACGCCCGAGAGAGGCAUCACGGCACAAGCUCGUGCGCUGGCAAGUCCAGUGCCGCUGCCGCCUGUCUCGUUGGUUCCUACUAA
Molecule: messenger RNA, 3162 nt
Organism: Monosiga brevicollis MX1
Lineage: Eukaryota; Choanoflagellata; Craspedida; Salpingoecidae
Exons: 12
Coding region: 1-3162 (1053 amino acids)
Molecular function (GO): nucleic acid binding; protein binding
Source: RefSeq, a predicted model, not a curated record